UCAGUCAGUCAGUCAGCCAUGUCGGCUGCCCUGACUGCCAGGAAGACCAAGGAGUUCAGAUCCCCUCCUCAGGAACAGGUAGAUCAGUCAGUCAGUCAGUCAGUCAGCCAUGUCGGCUGCCCUGACUGCCAGGAAGACCAAGGAGUUCAGAUCCCCUCCUCAGGAACAGAUCAACAUGCUCCUGAGCUUUAAGGACGAGAAGGUGGACUGUCCCUGCCCAGAACACAUCAGAGGACAACUUGUAGACUUCCACGAGGACCUGAUGACACACUGUGGCAUAGAGAUAGACGAGGACAAGCUGAACGAGGCAGACAGUGACUUCACCAUCCGAGGAAGACUCAUGUCUCUGGUGGAGAAGGUGGUCUACCUGAAGAAAAAGAUGACCUUCAUGCCGAAGAACAAGAAGAAAGAUAAGAAACCCAGCACGUUGCAGCAGCUGAUCAGUGAGACCAUGGUACGCUGGGCCCAGGAGAGCAUCAUGGAGGACCCAGAGCUGGUCAGAGCCAUGUUUGUCCUCCUCCACCGUCAGUACGACGGUAUCGGGGGCCAGGUCCGAGCCCUGCCCAAGGCCUACACCAUCAACUCAGUCUCUGUGGAGGACACCAUCAAACUGCUGGCGUCACUGGGACAGAUCAGAUCACUGUUGUCUGUACGCAUGGGGCGUGAGGAGGAGAAACUGAUGAUCAGAGGACUGGGAGACAUCAUGAAUAACAAGGUCUUCUACCAGCACCCCAACCUGAUGAGAGCUCUGGGAAUGCAUGAGACCGUCAUGGAGGUGAUGGUGAACGUCCUGAGUGGAGGGGAAUCCAAGGAAAUCACCUUUCCUAAGAUGGUGGCCAACUGCUGUCGUUUCCUGUGUUACUUCUGCCGCAUCAGCAGACAGAACCAGAAGGCCAUGUUCGACCACCUCAGCUACCUGCUGGAGAACAGCAGCGUCGGGCUUGCGUCUCCCUCCAUGCGAGGCUCUACUCCACUAGACGUGGCCGCUGCCUCUGUGAUGGACAACAACGAGCUGGCUCUGGCCCUGAGGGAACCAGACCUGGAGAAAGUGGUGCAGUACUUGGCUGGCUGUGGUCUCCAGAGUUGCUCCAUGCUAGUGUCUAAAGGAUACCCGGACAUCGGCUGGAACCCUGUCGAAGGAGAGAGAUACCUCGACUUCCUCCGCUUCGCAGUGUUCUGCAACGGUGAGAGUGUGGAGGAGAACGCUAACGUGGUGGUGAGGCUGCUGAUUCGUCGGCCCGAGUGCUUUGGCCCCGCCCUGCGCGGAGAGGGGGGGAAUGGUCUCCUAGCAGCCAUGAUGGAAGCCAUCAAGAUAUCAGAGGACCCCUGUAGAGACGGGCCCUCCCCUACCUCAGAGGCCAACAGGACACUGUAGGUACCCCUGUAGAGACGGGCCCUCCCCUACCUCAGAGGCCAACAGGACACUGUAGGUACCCCUGUAGAGACGGGCCCUCCCCUACCU
Molecule: messenger RNA, 1462 nt
Organism: Salvelinus fontinalis (brook trout)
Lineage: Eukaryota; Metazoa; Chordata; Actinopteri; Salmoniformes; Salmonidae
Product: ryanodine receptor 2-like
Exons: 9
Coding region: 110-1375 (421 amino acids)
Biological process (GO): calcium ion transmembrane transport
Cellular component (GO): Z disc; sarcoplasmic reticulum membrane; sarcolemma
Molecular function (GO): ryanodine-sensitive calcium-release channel activity
Source: RefSeq, a predicted model, not a curated record